AUGGUUCGACCGGUGAAAGACCCGGCAGCAAUCAAGCUCAAGCAGCCAGAUCGCUCUGGCCCGUCAGACGAGACACUCCUGGGCUUUGCAGAAAAGGCCGGAAUUCUAGAUGUGCCGCAGCAGAAGGGCAAGACAGAAGACGAAGAACCAUUGAUAGGACGGCUCGGCGAGUCUCUGCUGUGGAGCGUUAGUCUGACGAUGCUGCAUUUCACAUUAGAUGUGCUGGUCAUGAACCAAUAUGCGGUACAGCUGGAUUGGAACGAGCUUUUCCAAAAGACCAUACAAGCUCUGCCAGGUAGCCAAGCCUUACAUCCUUCGCAAGACACGAAUGCUGAUGUCUACCUAUGCAGUGUUCCUCUUGUUUUUCUACACUUUCCAUCCUCAUCCGUCUCCGUCUCUCAUCCUCCCAAGUCUCACAGCUCGAAUUCCGCCCCUGUUCCACCAACUUUUCUUCUUUCUCACGAGUGUCGUGGCAGGCUGCUAUCUCAUCCAUACAACCAACAAUUACAGCUCUUACGCGAUCAUGAAGCAAUCUCCCCCCUUGGGUUGUAUAUGGAUAUGGUCUGUGAUUGA
Glarea lozoyensis ATCC 20868 is the source of this 573-nucleotide messenger RNA. RefSeq lists its product as uncharacterized. The record is from RefSeq and is a predicted model, not a curated record. Bases 1 to 573 code for a protein of 190 amino acids. NCBI's taxonomy places the organism in Eukaryota, Fungi, Ascomycota, Leotiomycetes, Helotiales, Helotiaceae. The transcript has a single exon.